Molecule: messenger RNA, 3503 nt
Organism: Cavia porcellus (domestic guinea pig)
Lineage: Eukaryota; Metazoa; Chordata; Mammalia; Rodentia; Caviidae
Gene: Cldn12
Product: claudin 12
Exons: 3
Coding region: 260-994 (244 amino acids)
Cellular component (GO): plasma membrane
Source: RefSeq, a predicted model, not a curated record
CCCAUUCUGCCUUGCCGGUCCAGAAGACUCAGCUGCGAGUGGAGGAAGGAGCGGACGCGGGGUGCUGCUCCCCAGAGAGCAAGCUUCCCUAGCUUCCGCAGUGCGAGUUCUGUGUUCUUGGCCUUGGAAAGAACGUUAGAGACUUGGCGAGGCCCACAGCAUCUCUAUAUUCACAGUGUUUCUUCUAAGUUAAAAAUAAACCUGUUUUAGAACUAUCAGAUACCUAAAAGCUUCACAGUUGUGCGCAAGGCUGUCUGCCAUGGGCUGUCGGGAUGUCCACGCAGCCACAGUCCUUUCCUUCCUAUGUGGAAUUGCCUCGGUAGCAGGCCUCUUUGCGGGGACUUUACUUCCCAACUGGAGAAAAUUACGACUGAUCACAUUCAACAGAAACGAGAAGAACUUGACUGUUUACACAGGUCUCUGGGUGAAAUGUGCCCGGUACGAUGGAAGCAGUGACUGCCUAAUGUAUGACACUACUUGGUACUCAUCAGUUGACCAGCUGGACCUGCGUGUCCUGCAGUUUGCUCUUCCCCUCAGCAUCCUGAUUGCAAUGGGUGCCUUGCUGCUCUGCCUCAUUGGAAUGUGUAACACAGCCUUCGGAUCGUCGGUGCCUAACAUCAAACUGGCCAAGUGUCUGGUCAAUAGUGCAGGCUGUCACCUGGUGGCAGGGCUGCUGUUUUUUCUGUCAGGAACUGUGAGCCUUUCUCCAUCCAUCUGGGUCAUCUUCUAUAACAUCCAUCUCAACAGGAAGUUCGAGCCAGUCUUUACCUUUGAUUACGCAGUUUAUGUCACUAUUGCCAGUGCUGGGGGGCUGUUUAUGACUUCCCUCUUACUGUGUAUUUGGUAUUGUGUGUGCAAGUCUUUGCCUUCUCCUUUCUGGCAGCCGCUGUACUCCCAUCCUCCCAGCAUGCACACUUACUCCCAGCCCUACUCAGCACGAUCCCGCCUCUCUGCCAUUGAAAUUGACAUUCCAGUAGUUUCACACACUACCUAAUGAGAAUACAGUUAAUUGUUAAAAAAAAUUCUUGAAACCCUUGACAUUCCCCUUGUAUAGAGAGCCUUUUUGAACCUCUGUACAUUUCCUUUGUUCCUGACCAGUCAAGAAAGCCAGAUUUGUAUGUCUUGGUAGAAUGAAGUGCUGCUAGUUUUUGUGAGUAAAUUACAUUAUUUUAAAUGUAAAACAUUUCUCCUUGUACUGGAAGGAUUUUUAGCCUCCUUAUUGAUAUUUGAUCAUUUAUUUAAGGGGAAACAACAUGUGUCUGGUUUAGAAUAAUAUGGUAAAGAAUGAUGGUUAAGAGAAGCUAUUGCAUCUAAUCUUUCUAAGUAUUUCAGAUUGUGUUUUGUCCUUUUUAUGUAAUACUUUACAUUGGAAAAAGGCAAUUUUAAGAAGUUUCUUUCAACUAAAGGUAAUUUAACAGUAGUUAGUAGUUUAGCAGCUUAUGACUAUAACUUUUUUCUCUGGAGGCUAAUUGUAUUGAAUACGCUUCAGAGUUUUGAAGAUUAGUUUCUUUUUUUUUUUUUUGUACCAGAGAUUGAACUCACGACCUUGAACUUGCAAGGCAGGCGCUUAUGCCGCUGAGCUAAAUCCCCAUCCCUGAUUAGUUUUUUUUUUUUUUUUUUUUGUGGGUUCCUUAUCUUCUACCUCAUGCCAGUGUUUAAAAGUAAAAUGCAUUUUAAGUGAAGUCAGAAUAAGACUAACAUUUUAAGUAUCUAUUAAUUUUGGAUAAUAUUAACAUAAUUUUAUGAUUCCAUAAAUUGUGUAGUUAAAGUCCAUGUCUAAGAUACGUGCUUCCCCUGGGACAGAAAAUUUUUUAUUCUAGAUACCGUCUAUCAGGCAGUACCCAGGCAUACUUACAGUUGCUUAGCGGCUAAGAGAAACGAAGGGAAGAUUCAGACCUAAGGGUUUGUUCUCUUUAGACGUAGUGGUAGGGGGCAGGAAUCAGUUCUUCAGUGCAACAGGAGUGAUUCCCUCCAGUGACUGCUGUCUGAGUAACGGGUGAAGUAAGCAUAUGGCUUUACCAUAACCACCUUCGCCCUUAAUUCACUUCCUGCUCCUUCAUGGAUUACUGUCGAGCAUUUUAUUGGCCUAAAUACUUUUAGUAGGUGGUUUAGAGGAUGUGGGAAAAGUAGGGAAUCAGGUUCCAUCCAUGAAGAAAUUUAAAUCUAAUAGAUAAGAUCAAAUUCUCAAACUGUUGUCUGACAGUUUGUGAACAGUUUGACUUCAAUGGCAGCUGGUCUGAAUUUCCCAGUCAUUCAUCCAGGAAUAGUUUCAGUCAGAAUCAUGACUUUCUGACAGACUAAUUGUAUAACACCAGCAAUAUCCUGGACCCUGGAAAUUCACUGUGCUUGAAUUCAUCAGAUUCUUAUGGUACCUGCCGUCACCUAUAUCUCUAAUAACACUACAGCAGAAUCACGAAGCAGGGCAAAAAUGGUAGAGAAAUUAAAUUUCUCUAAAAGUAUAAUGCUGUAUUAAGGAGGAGGAGUUUUUAAAAUCUGUAUCCUUAGGUGGGAUCAGGUAAAUGUAACUGUGUCAACACAGGUAAUACUUAGAGAUUCAGGGAUUUAGGGUGUUUGCCCUUAUGAAUUUGAGCUGCUUAUUUAGUUGGAGUAAUUUGCUAUGUAUUACUAUAAUGUCCGUAAGGAUUUCGUUUUAUUACAGAAUUUACAAAUAGCUAGUUGUAUAAUAAACAGAUUAUGCCUCUUUUACAAAUCUGAAUAUGAUUCUAGUAUUUCUAUAGAUAUAUAUGGAUUAUAGUACCUUUUUUCUAAUUCCAACACUACUUUUUGUAAAUAGAAAAUAAAUCCAGUUGCAUAGUUUUUAAAUGCCAUCAGCAGAAAGCAUACAAGGUUAUGUUUUUCAGUUAUAGCUUCUAAUUUCUUUCAGUUGUGAUUGUUUUCAUUGUCAUAUGUAGCUAAGUCUUGAUCAUUCCAAGACAAUGACGGGUAGCAUUUUGAGAUAGAAUUUCAUUAUUCCUUGGUCUUUGCCAUAAACAAUGUUAAAGGAAAAAUAUGAGCCAUUGAGACACACACUACACAGUUUAGUUCUUAUAACUACUUGUAUAUUAAGCUUUCCUAUACUUGGUAAUUUGUAGCCUCAAAUUAGUAUCUGUCAUGAAUUCACAUGGCAUAAGAAAGAGCUGUCUUACUGUUCAUAAUGUUUCAAAUUUGCUCUCAGUAGCUGUUUUUUAAAACCUUCAAAUGAAACAAGUAUUUACAGUUCCUCUUGCACACUAAUCAGGUUAAUCAUUGUAAUUGGAGAUAACUUUGUUAAAAGCCUAUUUAUGUUAAAAGCCUUUUAUAGAAGCCAAGUUGGAAAACAAUCUUAAAUGUAGUAUGGUGUAUCAGGUUUGGUUUAUCUAGCCUUGGGAAAAAAAAAAAUUCUUAAGUUUAUUUUACUUGUACAUAUAACUAAUGGAUAGUAUAUUUGCUGUAAACUGCAAGAUGAAACCUCAGUAAAAGUGUACUGUACUUCUUGAUGUUUAUUAAAAGAUGUAUUUUUACAA